This is a messenger RNA of Rotaria sp. Silwood2, 1749 nucleotides long. The record is from the annotation of a GenBank genome assembly. NCBI's taxonomy places the organism in Eukaryota, Metazoa, Rotifera, Eurotatoria, Philodinida, Philodinidae.
AUGGCAAAAAAAACAAAAUGUCCUCCAGAAGUCAUUUGUCUAAGCGAUGAUGACGAUGAUGAUAAUAGUAAAAAUAGUAUUCCUAUGGCAACCCCUAUAAAACAACAAAAUUCAUCAACAAUUGUUAAUAGUGAUGUUCAAAAUGAUACACAUGAACCAUCUAAUUGGACGAUUCAUCAUGACGAUAGAAUACAUGUAUCUGAAUUACCAUCGAAAUAUUCAGAUAUAUUUAAAAAACCAUUCGAAAUUCGUUGUUCAGCUAUUCGUUUUGGUAUUGUAGAAUUUAAUGUUGAAUCUGAUAUUGUUCUUAUGAAAGAAAAAGAAUUUGAAAUGAAACUGACAGGUGGAUUUUUGGAUAAUGUAAAUAUGAAAUUAGCUUAUUCAGAUGUAAUCACAUUUUAUUUUUCAUUUCAAUCUCAAACACCAGCUGCAUUUAUUCAAGUUCGUAGUGAAUUCGCUGCACUUUUUGAUAAAUUUAUUCCAACAUCUGAUGAACAUGGAAGAGGUUUUGAUCCAAAUUCUAAAGAUGAAAGAAGACGUCGUGUUAUUUUUUAUUUAAAACAAUUAACACCAGAUAUGGAAAGAAUACAUACGUCAACAAUUUAUCAUUUUAUUAAAACAAAAUGUCCUAAAAUAGAUGUCUGUUGUGUCAGUGCUUCACGAGCUCAAGAGUUAUACAAUUUAGCUCGAUAUGCUAAAGUAUCAUUGCCUACUCCAAAAAAAAUACCUUUUACUCUUACUGCUAAUGAUUUAACUGCAAAAACAGUUGGUUUAAAUAAUAAUACAAUUCGAUUUGAUCUGGCAUCUGAAGAUUUACAUUGUUUAAAUGAAGGCGAAUAUCUCAAUGAUAAUAUCAUUGAUUUUUAUCUUCAAUAUAUAUACUAUGAAAAGUUGUCUGAAGAAGAUCGUAAACGUACAUAUUUAUUCAAUUCAUUUUUUUAUACACGAUUAACACAAAAAGGCAAUAAUGAUAAUUCAAAUAUUUCAGCAGCUGAACGACGUUAUAAUCGAGUUAAACGAUGGCUUCGUGAUGUCGAUUUAUUCUCAAAAGAUUUUCUUAUUGUACCAAUAAAUCAAAAUGCACAUUGGUAUAUUGUUCUUAUACAAAAUCAUAAUAAUGUUUUAACAGAAGCUGAUUUAAUUAGUGAUGAUGAAGAUUCUGAUUUUGAUGAUCGAUUAAAAUCAAAGAAAAAGAAACGUUCAACAAGAAUAAUUCAUCGUAAUGAAAAAAAUAAUAUUUUUAAUAAUUCAUCAUUGCAAUCAGAUAUUCAUUCAAUUGAAAUUGUUGAUGAUGCUGACGAAGUUAUAUCUAAUAAUGAUACACCUUUAAAAAUUAAUAUUGAAUCACUUUUUGAUUCAAAAAAUCGUUCUCAAUCUCCAGCAAUAAUUAUAUUUGAUUCAUUACGUAUUGCUUCUAAAGUUCGUGUUGCAGCAACAUUACGCGAAUUUCUUCAACUUGAAUAUGAUCAUAAAAAAACAUUACCUAUUAAAUCAUUAGCACGAAAAUUAUUUAAUAUUGAUACAAUACCAACAAUUGAAGCUGGUGUACCACAACAACGAAAUUAUUUUGAUUGUGGUUUAUAUAUAUUACAAUAUAUUGAAAGUUUUUUUUUUCAUCGUUCAUCAGCAACUAAUUUUCCAUCAACAUCAACAUUUUCUAAUUGGUGUGAAAAAAAUUUAAUGGGUUCAUCAAAGCGAAAAGAAAUUUUAAAUGUUAUUAAUCAACAUAUUAUUGCUAAAGAAGAGUGA